Messenger RNA from Oncorhynchus keta (chum salmon), 3047 nucleotides. It is a transcript of the gene slc13a5b, whose product is annotated as solute carrier family 13 member 5b. The record is from RefSeq and is a predicted model, not a curated record. NCBI's taxonomy places the organism in Eukaryota, Metazoa, Chordata, Actinopteri, Salmoniformes, Salmonidae. The transcript is spliced from 12 exons. Gene Ontology annotation, molecular function: citrate transmembrane transporter activity; sodium:dicarboxylate symporter activity; succinate transmembrane transporter activity. Gene Ontology annotation, biological process: citrate transport; monoatomic anion transmembrane transport. The coding region runs from base 60 to 1811 and encodes 583 amino acids. Gene Ontology annotation, cellular component: membrane.
AAAACGACCGUCCCUAGUGCUCCAACUUUCUUUGCCUCUGCAUCUCCUAAACUCAUAGGAUGGCAGCAUUUCUGAAAUCCCUUCGGAAUCUGAAGAAUGAGAUCGUUCUAUUCUCUACCCCGUUACUUCUUCUCCCGCUGCCUUUAGUCAUUGGAACAAAGGAGGCAGCAUGUGCCUAUGUGAUCAUCUUGAUGGCAGUGUACUGGUGUACAGAGGCCUUACCUCUGGCUGUCACUGCCCUGCUCCCUGCUGUCCUCUUCCCCAUGUUUGGCAUCAUGCAGUCCAAAGAUGUGUGUAUGCAGUAUCUGAAGGACACCAACAUGUUGUUUGUGGGAGGACUGAUGGUGGCGGUGGCAGUGGAGCACUGGAACCUGCACAAACGCAUUGCCCUUCGAGUGCUGCUCUUUGUAGGGGUGCGCCCCGCUCUUCUGAUGCUGGGCUUCAUGGGGGUGACAGCCUUCCUGUCCAUGUGGAUCAGUAACACAGCCACCACAGCCAUGAUGGUGCCCAUCGUCCAGGCUGUUCUGGAGCAGCUCAACAACUACACAGAGACUGAGAUGCCUGUGAUCCUCAGCACUGAGGAGGACAUCCAGCCUCAGGAACCCACUGACAGCAAACAGACGGAGAAACAGGCAGAGGGACAUGUUGUGGUGACCUGUUUAGACCCGUUUGUGGAGGCUAUCCGGCGUAAGGAGGCUGCAGACAAGAAGAAGAUGUGUAAGGGCAUGACGCUGUGUGUGUGCUACGCUGCCAGCAUCGGGGGCACUGCCACCCUCACAGGGACUGGCCCCAACCUGGUGCUCAAGGGACAGAUGAACCAGCUGUUUCCUAACAAUGGCGAUGUCAUCAAUUUUGCGUCCUGGUUCGGCUUUGCUUUCCCCAAUAUGAUCCUGAUGCUGACCCUGGCUUGGCUCUGGCUGCAGUUUGUCUUCAUGGGAUUCAAUUUUAAGAAGACGUGGGGCUGUGGGGCAGUAAAGACAGAGAAAGAGAUAGCUGUGUACAAUGUGAUCAAGGAGCAGCAUCGUCAGCUGGGCUCCAUGUCUUUUGGAGAGCUGAGUGUGUUGGGUCUCUUCAGUUGUCUGGUGGUUCUGUGGUUCACCAGAGAUCCUGGCUUCGUGGCAGGCUGGGCCACAUACAUCUUCAAUGCUGACGCAGAGUAUGUAACUGAUGCCACAGUGGCAGUGUUCAUCGCUGUCCUUCUCUUCGUCCUACCUUCCAAGCCCCCACGCUUCUGUUGCAGGAGGUCCCAAAGCUUUGACACUGAGCAUCAACACCCAGCUGGCCCCACACCAGCUCUGCUGACCUGGAAGGUGGCCCAGAAGAAGUUACCCUGGAGCAUCGUUCUCCUCUUGGGGGGAGGGUUCGCCCUGGCCAAAGGCAGCGAGGAGUCAGGUCUGUCUAUGUGGAUGGGGGACCAGAUGACUCCCCUCCACACCAUCCCACCCUGGGCCAUCGCUGUCAUCCUGUGUCUGCUGAUCGCUAUCUUCACAGAGUGCACCAGUAAUGUGGCCACUGCUACUCUCUUCCUACCUGUCCUCGCCUCAAUGUCCCAGUCCAUUGGAAUGAAUCCUCUGUACGUCAUGGUGCCUUGUACUCUCAGUGCUUCCUUUGCCUUCAUGCUACCUGUGGCCACACCGCCCAAUGCUAUCGUCUUCUCAUACGGCUACCUCAAGGUUUCUGACAUGGCUAGGACAGGUAUAGUGAUGAACAUUAUCGGCAUCCUGUGCAUCACUCUGGCCAUCAACAGCUGGGGCAGGGCCAUGUUCCACCUAGACACCUUCCCUACUUGGGCCAACACUACUGGGGUUUGAGGGCACCGAGGGGCCACGGUCCACACCAUGAGGAAUGCACAUAGAGGGCCCUUAAUGUGCCAUGGACCUCUGGCGAGAAAGGCACCAACGUGACUGGUCGUGAUAGGUUGUUGGGAGAAAAGCCACAUUGCUUCCAUUACAAAGGACACUUGAAUAACCCUGUGGAAAGAGAGGAUGGAUGGAUGGAUGGAUGAGUGGGUGGGUGGGGGGAUUGGAGGAUGAGUUUAACUGGAGAGAUGAGGUUAAAAGUAGCACUACUGUACUUUUAAUGCUGUAAUGUGUUAUACAGAGUAUGUCCAGUUCCAUUUAAAAUGCCCAAGUAUUAUCUCCAUCAAAUUAUCAUGUUCUCAACUUCUCACUCUCAGAAGAAGGUUCUGCCUCAUAUUUGUUGGUCUGUUUAUAUCUAAAGACCCAUAGUUCAAAUCCAUUUGGGGUUUAAGAUUUUUGAUAAACUGUUAAUUUGCACAAAAUAGCUUCUGAACUAUGUUUCCAUGACCAAAUAAUGUAUGCCAUCUUCUCUUUUUGCUAAUCUCUAGUCUUAUAUUAACUUGUUUUCAUUUUGCUCGUAGUAAAUGGUGAAAUAUGGUGCAUUGUACUUCCGACCCCAUUUGAACUUUGAAUACUGUAUGACUGUAUAACUUGAGAUCCCUCUGUACACACUUUUCUAAACUUGAAUCAUUGGGGCUGGAAAAUGCAAACAUAUUGAAAACUCAGAUAUGUGAAUACACUGUACAAUGGUUACUGUGUGCGGACACUUUGACGUUUCUCCUUUACUAUAACAGUAAUAUAUGUAAUUCAAUACUUUUGAUUUAAUUAUUGGUAUGUUAUCUUGAUCAAAAGUUGUUUAUUGAUGAGAUGUAAUAUAGUUUAUAUAUAGUUUAUUGUAUAUGGUGCUUGCUAUUGCACCCUCUGAAAUUGACAAAAUGUCAAAGGUAAUGUCUAGGCUGCUUGCAUGUACAGUCAGAGAUGGGCAAAGAUUACAAGAUACAAUUACAGAAUACAAUUACAGAAUACCAUAAAGAUCAAUGUAUCAAAAUAAACUACAAAAUACUUAAUUAAAUGACAUGUAUUUUAAAAUACAGAAAUAGAUUUGGAAGUUGCUGGCCCGAACUGCAACAACAUUCUCAGUAACGGUUACAGAAAUGUUUUACUUGCUAUGACUGUGAUAUGUUGUUGUUUAUCUACCUUAGGUGAAUGCACUGACUGCAUAUGUGAAAAUGAACAUACCAAACUGAA